AUGGGCGGUGUUGAAAUAGAUAGAAAUUAAGAUCCUUCAACUUAUCAAACUAACUCUUUAAUGUCAACAGUUUUCUCGCUGUUGAAUUCUAUGAUAGGUGGCACAAUGCUUUUCCUUCCCUUGUAUUUUAAUCAAACUGGAAUUAUUACCUCGAUAGUAAUCAUGAUAAUUAUGGGUAUAGUUUCAAUGAAAGGAUGCGAUAUAUAUGUGUAACAUUUAAAGAAGGAUGAAUUCGAUAUUCAAGAAACUCUACAUCGUAUUAUGGGUAACAGAUGGAAAAUGUUUUUCAUCAUAAUAUCUACUAUUUAUAUGAUAUUAGUCACCUUACUUUACUACUCCUUUUCAAUUGAAAUGGUUUAUAGCUUAAUCACUUUUGUUAUGACUCACUCUGGAAGCAAAAACUACGCAGACAAGGCAGAUGUCUCUUAUAGCCAAUUUUCUAUUUAAUACACUGUUUUAGCUACUAUACCUAUCUUUUUAGGACUUCUUUUCUUGAAAAAAUUGGGUUUUAUGAUAAAAAUAGCUGAAUUAGGUGUUUAUGCUAUCUACUCUUAUGUUAUUUUUAUUUUCUAUACAUUCAUAAGCAAUCUUACUUCAGGCACUUUGUAAGAUAAUAUAAGUGAUGUUAAGCUCUGGUCAUUUGAUGUUGGAACACUAGCUAGUACUGCAUCUCUUGCAUAUUAAAUUCACACUAAUGCUUGUCCUAUGGUUAAAUGCAAUAAGGAUUAAUCAAAAAAUCGUCUAGCUGUCAAGAUUACUUAUGCUAUGGGUAUUACUAUUUAUCUUAUUAUUGGACUCAUUGGUGGACUUGGAGUUCUAGGACGUGUAAGUUCACGUAAGGAUGGAAAGGCUCAUAACAUAAAUGACUAUUUUGCUGAUGAUGCAUGGUAACCUUUGAUAGUAGAACUUCUCUAUUUAAUUCACUUAGUGAGUAUGUAUCCUAUCCUUGCCAAUAUUUGUAGAGUUCGUGUCUUUGAAAUUGUCUUUAAAAAAAAUGGUGGUGUCCCUCCUUAAUGGGUAUUUGUUAGUGUAAACAUUUUCUUUAUUAUGGUAUGCUCAGGUGUUAAGCUUAUUGGAGUUUCACCCAAUACCUUAGUUGAUAUUAAUGGUGCUUUUAGCUGUUUCUUUAUUGUUUACUUAAUUCCUAGUUUUAUGCAUCUUGCCUGCUAUCACGGCUCUAACAAAUUUUUGAGAUCUAUAAGAAAAACUUUUGUCAAACCAUCCUAAUCUGAAAUGCAAUAACAAGAAAACCUGUUGGAUAACGAAUAAGAAUCAGUUAGCUACUUAGAUAGUGAUUAAGAAAAGAGUUUCUAAAAAGAAACAAAUGGACUUAGAGCUUAAUAAUCUUACUCUUGUAAUAGCCAUACUGAAGAUAUUAACAGUGUUCCUAAAACAGUUAGACUUUCAAUUUAUGCUGCCAUUUUAGUGGUUGGUUUUGCUAUCUUUAUUUAUGGUAUGUACUCAGUUAUAAAAAAUGCAAUAGAUGGUGACUCUAACUGA
Molecule: messenger RNA, 1500 nt
Organism: Tetrahymena thermophila SB210
Lineage: Eukaryota; Ciliophora; Oligohymenophorea; Hymenostomatida; Tetrahymenidae
Product: transmembrane amino acid transporter protein
Exons: 2
Biological process (GO): amino acid transmembrane transport
Molecular function (GO): amino acid transmembrane transporter activity
Source: RefSeq, a predicted model, not a curated record